Molecule: messenger RNA, 2361 nt
Organism: Fopius arisanus
Lineage: Eukaryota; Metazoa; Arthropoda; Insecta; Hymenoptera; Braconidae
Gene: msl-2
Product: male-specific lethal 2
Exons: 4
Coding region: 237-1520 (427 amino acids)
Biological process (GO): protein ubiquitination
Cellular component (GO): MSL complex
Molecular function (GO): ubiquitin protein ligase activity
Source: RefSeq, a predicted model, not a curated record
CGCCGAGAAUUCACCAUUGGAAACAGUUCUGCAUGAUUCUGCAGUUGAAAAAAAACUUUCAAACAUGGCGGAUGUUUUGUUUGUGUGAGAGGAUGUUCACACUGUUGGGUAAAAUGUUUAGGAUCAAUUGUUUUGUUAUUCCCUGUUUAAUACGUAACAUCUAACUAGAAGUUGAGAGUAAAAUGAUGGUGACUGUUGAUUGAUAUAAUAGAAAGUAAAAAAAUAUAGCGAAAAAAAUGAAUGCAACGAGCCUUUAUGUGUCUACGUGUCGCCUAGUAUUGCAAGCCGACUCAGAGGAUCCAAAUUCUUGGACCGAUUUAUACAGACUUGUACCUUAUUUGCGACAGAGUUUGAGUUGUACAGUGUGCUCAAAUCUUCUUAUUGAGCCCCUGACACCGACUGAAACAAAUUGUCAACAUCACGUGUGUCGUUGUUGCCGUGGUGGACGUAAAAAAUUAAAACCAUCCUGUGGGUGGUGUAAAGAUUAUGACAAAUAUGUGGAGAAUGUCCAGUUGAGGAUACUGUUGCAGUGUUAUAAAAAACUAUGCGAGUACCUAACGAGUACGAGUAUUUACAGAAAUCUCAUUGUUUCUGUGUCUUCCAAUGUGACGAGCAAUGGAGCAUCUAGUGUGGGUGCUGGUAGUCUCAUGGAACUCAUCCAGGAAGGCACCGGGUUUAAAGAUGAGUUUAAAAGCAAUGCUGGACUAUCAAAGUCGGCUUAUAGCAUACUUCCUUGUGUUUAUACAAGCACUACGUCGACACAGACACAGGGCAAUACUAUUCAAGGCUCUACCGAAACACUUCCACAAAACGUACCUGAAUCACCUGCAAUUAGAACUGUCUCCAAUGGCUCCUCAAUAUAUUCUGUGAUGUAUGCUGGCUCUGGUAAUAAGAUAACGAUAAAAAGGAAAGCCGCAGCUGUCGAAGACACUGACAUUGUACAGCAGGAUGAUGUACCAACGCGGGCUAAUGUAGGAGGGGUAAAAUGCAUUCCAUCUUCACAUCUUUCAUACGGAACUACUUCUCCGAAAAAGUCUUCAAAGGGCAGCAAAUCAUCUGCUAGUUUCAAGAAGCCACGAUCGAGUUCAACAAGGAGUAAAAGGAAAGGAUGUCGAUGCGGCAAUGCAACAGCUAUACCCGGGAAAUUAACGUGUUGUGGUCAAAGGUGCCCCUGUUACGUUGAAAGUAAACCUUGCAUAGAAUGCAGAUGCAGAGGAUGUAGAAAUCCUCAUACGGCUGAUGGACUUAAGAUCCGGCCCCAUAUACCAGAACUUCACAAUCUCCAAUUACAACUCUCGACACCUCUAGACUGUGACACAUUGGCAGCAGAUCCUCUCAGUUCAGUGCAACAUCUAUCUACGUCACCAACAACAAUCCAAGUUCUAAACGUUUAUUCAACACCUCGACUAGAUAUUGAUAAUGUUCCACAGAAUCUUCCAGCUGCAUUACUAGUCGGUGAAGAUGCAAUGGUGAGUACCGAAAGUGAAGCUGAAGACAGUGAUAUACAAAUUGAUGUCUGACAACGUAAUUGAUAAUGCGUUUGAGCAUAUUUGAAUAUUAUCAGUUUCCUUUCCAGUACUGUAAAGUUGUAUCAAGUCAGUGUUACGAGUAGCAAUACAAGAGUUAUUUAUCUCGAAAUAACUUUUGAGAGUGCAAAAUUUGUAUAAAGUGUAAAAGUGUGUAAUCAUAGGGCGUGUGUGGUUAGAUAGUUUUUUAAGUAGAAAUUAUUGUAAGAAUUUUCAAAUUUUUUGUACAAUUCCAUCUACUGCUGAAAGCACUACUUUAAUAUCAUUCUUUUAAUCACUGCGAUUUAUUAUGAAAAUAAGUCCAGAGAAAUCCUGACUACCGAAUUGAGAUAAAUAUACCAGAUAGGAAACAUUAACGAAUGAUGAAACAAUUAAUUUACUAUACAAGCUUGGUUCGAAUAUUGAUGAAACAAUAACAAAGAUGAUCAAAUCAUUGCGAGUGAAUCAUUUUCAAAAUUACUCCAGCUUCGUCCAGACCCUUGACUUACAUCUUUAACUGUUCAUAGAUCAUUAAAUUGUUGACAAAAUUGAAUGAUUUUCAUUGAAAGUACAAUUAAUCUUCUAAUAUCGUCAUCUCAAAGCUCGUACUGACUACAAAUACAUGGCAUUAAUAAAAUAACACACCCAUAACGAUUUGAUCAGCAUUGUACAUAUUUCUCAAAUAAUUUUCAUACGCUAUCCAUCAACGUGGAAAUGAUUGCAAUAAUUAAUUCAUCUUUACUUUUUUCUACCUUAUCACAUGAAUGAUGAGAUCAUUUUUUCGAGUAUCAUCGAUUUUUCACAGUUACUAUUAUUCAAUAAACUAUAACUCCAUUACGUAAAUUACAACAGGUUU